Molecule: messenger RNA, 266 nt
Organism: Paraglomus occultum
Lineage: Eukaryota; Fungi; Glomeromycota; Glomeromycetes; Paraglomerales; Paraglomeraceae
Source: the annotation of a GenBank genome assembly
AUGUCACACACAGACGCUCGUCGUCGUCAACUUGCUACUCCGCAAAGACACGCUGCUGUAAUCAAAGACGGCUUUGAAGAAUUACGUCGACAAGUGCCAUUUGCGUAUAGUAAUAAUGGAAGGAGAAUGAGUAAAGCCACUUUAUUGCAAAAAACCGCGCAUCACGUUAAAAAACUGAGAUCAAGGGAGAAUUUUCUUCUCGAAGAGAUCAAUAGGCUUAACAGAACUGUAUUGUGCCUCAGCGCUCAAUUGGAAAACGAGAGAAA